CCGGAAGUGACGUCUCUGACGCGGGGACAGGUUCAGGACCUGAGCGACUGGCUCAGGCGAGCAGCGCUGGGGCUGUGGUCCUGCAGUCGCUAUGAGCUGCACCAUCGAGAAGAUCCUGACCGACGCCAAGACGCUGCUGGAGAGGCUGCGGGAGCACGAUGCGGCCGCGGAGUCGCUGGUGGAUCAGUCGGCGGCGCUGCACCGGCGGGUGGCCGCUAUGCGGGAGGCGGGGACGGCGCUUCCGGACCAGUAUCAAGAGGAUGCAUCCGACAUAAAGGACAUGUCCAAAUACAAACCUCACAUUCUGCUGUCCCAAGAGAACACGCAGAUUAGAGACUUGCAGCAGGAAAACAGAGAACUGUGGGUUUCCUUGGAGGAACACCAGGAUGCUUUGGAACUCAUCAUGAGCAAAUACCGGAAGCAGAUGCUACAAUUAAUGGUUGCUAAAAAAGCAGUGGAUGCUGAACCAGUCCUGAAAGCUCACCAAACUCACUCGGCAGAAAUUGAGAGUCAGAUUGACAGAAUCUGUGAAAUGGGAGAAGUGAUGAGGAAAGCAGUCCAGGUGGAUGAUGACCAAUUUUGUAAGAUUCAGGAAAAACUAGCCCAAUUAGAGCUUGAAAAUAAGGAACUUCGAGAAUUACUGUCCAUCAGCAGUGAGUCGCUUCAGGUCAGAAAGGAAAACUCAAUGGACACUGCUUCCCAAGCCAUCAAAUAACUUCAGCUUCUGAACGACAGCUGGAGAUGGUUUAUCAAGGAAGGAAGUUACUAUCUUUCUACUUGAGUAUUGUCCUUUCAGUGUCUUGCCUCGGACUUGAUUUAAUAAUGUUGAUUAAAGGAAUCGGAUGGCAGUUUAGAAUUGGCAGUCAAAAUUGGCUGUCCACAUAACAGUUUUGGGGUGUGUUCCUGAAAAUACACACUGAAUUUCACCAUUCCUUUCUCUAAGAGACUACUUUUAAUUUUCAUAUCUGGGACCUUGAUUUAUAUAAACUAUGUUUUUGGUUCAUUUUUGUUUUUUUCACAUCUCUGAAACUUUGAGCAUUGUAUCAAAAGGCAGCGAUUUUAUUUUAUAUAGGAUUAUAAAUGGCAAUUAUGAAAAAAGUUAAAAAAAGAUGAGCUUUUUAAAUCUAUUUGGCAUAAAUCUGGAUUAUUUCCCAUUUGAGAAAAAUACAGUAAUUCCACAGAA
Molecule: messenger RNA, 1183 nt
Organism: Myotis myotis
Lineage: Eukaryota; Metazoa; Chordata; Mammalia; Chiroptera; Vespertilionidae
Gene: SIKE1
Product: suppressor of IKBKE 1
Exons: 5
Coding region: 92-715 (207 amino acids)
Source: RefSeq, a predicted model, not a curated record